This is a messenger RNA of Penicillium soppii, 915 nucleotides long. RefSeq names its product BRCT domain protein. The record is from RefSeq and is a predicted model, not a curated record. NCBI's taxonomy places the organism in Eukaryota, Fungi, Ascomycota, Eurotiomycetes, Eurotiales, Aspergillaceae. Bases 1 to 915 code for a protein of 304 amino acids. The transcript is spliced from 3 exons.
AUGGGUCGAACCUUCCAUAGGAUCCAUGCCUCUAUGGCAGGCAAAUUUGACGGAAAUCUACGCGACAAAAUCCCUCAAUGGAUUCGUGCGAACGGAGGACAAUUCUCUCGAGACGUCAAUCCCAGCGUUACACAUCUCAUUGCCACAAAGCAGGCUUACAAGGAAAACGCGCCUUUGGUCCACAAUGCCAAAAUGCUAGGAACCGUCAAGAUCGUCACGUACGAUUGGCUUGAAGACUCCUUACAGGCAGCCACCCGGAAACCCAAGUCAGAAGAACCAUAUCUGCUCCAAAAUCUCAUGAGCACUAGCAAGCCGGAGAACAAAACAAUCAAGAUCACACCAACCAAGGUGUCCAAAAAUGUGUCCAAAAAGGAGAGCAAACCCGUGGCUCCGAAACGACAGCUAGGUUUCUUUGCUGGUACACAUCUACGCAAAGAUAUUGAUCAAUACAAGAUUUUCGAGACAAUCACUGAACCUCACACCUAUUCCACUUACGCCAAAUUCAGCCGCGUGGGCAAAGCGACCAUCGAAGUUCUGGCACUGCCAAAGAGCACGAUUGAGAUUGCACGGGUGAAGUUUAACAAUUUCUUCAUCGAGAAGACUGGCAAAGAAUGGGAAGAGAGGGACGAUGGGCAGAUGCCAGCUCCAAAGGUGGGUUCUGAUGGUCAAACCCUGCCCAUCCACGAAGGUUGGUUCUGUCUUGAACGUAAGAGAAAUCUUCUCGGCGAUUAUCUUAGGGGGACUAGAGCUGUGAGCCCUCAAGAAACGGAUGAUCAACCGGGAUGUGAUGAUAAUGAGCCUGACUCUGGGGAUGAGGAUGUUUCGAUGGAAGAUCAAGGAAACGCAGCCGAGUCUGGAGCUGAUGGAGAGAAUGAGGCCAAUGAGGCCAGUGCGAUUGAGGAGGACAACCAGUAA